AUGAUGUCUCUGUCAAUCUUGCUGAAGAAGGGAAUUGUCAGGUUCCCUCACCUCAAACCCUUGUCGUGCUUCAACUCUUCUGGACCUAAGGGACAUGUCGUCGGCAUCGAUCUUGGCACGACAAAUUCAUGCGUCGCAGUGAUGGAGGGGAAACAGCCCAAAGUGUUAGAGAACUCUGAAGGAAGUCGGACAACUCCAUCUGUAGUGGCUUUCACAGGCGACGGCGAAAGACUUGUCGGGGCUCCUGCCAAAAGACAAGCAGUAACCAAUUCGGCCAACACAUUCUCAGCAACGAAACGCUUGAUAGGUCGGCGAUUUGAGGACCCGGAGGUUCAGAAGGACAUGAAGAACUCUUCAUUUAAAAUAAUCAAGGCUUCUAACGGUGAUGCAUGGUUAGAAGCUCAUGGCAAGGCGUAUUCUCCUAGUCAGAUAGGAGCGUUUGUAUUAAUGAAGAUGAAGGAGACUGCAGAGAACUACUUAGGUUCGAAGGUGAGAAAUGUGGUUAUAACGGUCCCUGCCUACUUCAACGAUUCACAGAGACAGGCCACUAAAGACGCCGGCAAAAUUGCAGGGAUGGAAGUACUACGUGUUAUCAACGAGCCCACAGCUGCAGCCCUUGCAUAUGGCUUGGAUCGCACGGACGACAAAACGAUAGCCGUUUAUGAUCUUGGAGGUGGUACAUUUGAUAUCUCUGUAUUGGAAAUUCAGAAAGGGGUUUUUGAAGUGAAGUCUACUAACGGAGACACCUUUCUAGGGGGAGAAGAUUUUGAUAACGAACUCUUACGAUUCCUAGUUAAAGAGUUUCAACGAGAGCAAGGUAUUGAUGUCACGAAAGACCCAAUGGCUCUUCAGAGAGUCAAAGAAGCUGCGGAAAAAGCCAAAAUAGAGCUUUCAUCGUCACUGCAAACUGAUAUUAAUUUGCCUUAUUUGACAAUGGAUCAAUCGGGUCCAAAGCACAUGCACCUAAAGUUAACGCGAGCGAAAUUAGAGCACUUGGUAGAACCUCUCAUCAAGAGAACGAUUGAGCCUUGCAAUAAGGCUUUGAAAGAUGCUGAUGUUAAAGCUUCUGAAAUUGGUGACAUAAUUCUAGUCGGUGGAAUGACAAGAAUGCCCAAGGUCCAGGAAACAGUUGAGAAAAUAUUCGGGAAAUUGCCGAGUAAAAGUGUGAAUCCGGAUGAAGCCGUUGCAAUGGGGGCGGCCAUCCAAGGAGGAGUCUUGGCCGGGGAUGUUACAGAUGUUCUUCUACUUGAUGUUACCCCUUUGUCACUUGGCAUAGAAACACUAGGUGGCGUUAUGACAAAGCUUAUCAAUCGAAACACGACUAUCCCAACGAAGAAGUCACAAGUAUUCUCUACGGCUGCUGACGGUCAGACACAAGUAGAAAUCAAAGUAUAUCAAGGUGAACGUGAGAUGGCCGGUGAUAAUAAGUUGCUGGGUCAAUUUUCUUUAGUUGGUAUUCCUCCUGCGCCUCGUGGUGUUCCUCAGAUUGAAGUCACGUUUGACAUUGAUGCUAAUGGGAUUGUCAAUGUAACUGCUCGUGACAAGGGAACCGGCAAAGAACAACAAAUUGUCAUUCGUUCAGGUGGUGGGUUAAGCAAAGAUGAAAUAGAGAAUAUGGUACGUAAUGCAGAACAGUACGCUGAGGUGGAUAAAAAACGGAGGGAUCUUGUAGAAGCGGUAAAUCAAGCUGAGGGCAUAGUGCAUGAUACAGAAUCAAAAAUUAGUGAAUAUAAGGAUCAGUUACCUGCAGAAGAGAGGGAAAAACUCAGUGCUCUGAUGGACAAGCUGAAAAACCGUUUGGCUGACAAGGAGAAUGAGACUGCUGAAAGUAUUCGUGAAGCUACAAAUGAACUUCAGCAAGCAUCCUUGAAAUUAUUUGAAGUUGCUUAUAGAAAGAUGGCAGGUGAACAAGGCUCAAAAUCGGAUUCCCAAAGCGAUGAAUCUGCUAAACAGGAAAAGCAGUAG
Molecule: messenger RNA, 1965 nt
Organism: Trichobilharzia regenti
Lineage: Eukaryota; Metazoa; Platyhelminthes; Trematoda; Strigeidida; Schistosomatidae
Source: the annotation of a GenBank genome assembly